GCUUAUCUUAUCUCGUGUUGAUGACCUUCAACAACCAUAGUUUUCUACUUCUGCAAGCUCCCUCCUACUUACCAAACUCAAUUGAAUUUCGUAUAUGUUUCGUAUAAUAGCCCAAUUUCCAAGCUUGGAAUUUGGAAGUUUAGUCGUCUACUUUGUAUAUUCAGCUUUUUCAUACGUGUGAGAGCAGGAAACAAAAUGUAUAUUUGCAGUUUAUUGACGGAUAUCACAGGACUUCAUCAUUUGAGCAGACAUAUCGAUGUUACUCUGCUUCAUUUAUUGAAAAGCCCGAAAUCGAAAAUGGCGAUAAAAUUAUAAUGCCUGCUUCAGCCCUUGAUCAUCUAGCAUUUUUACGCAUCGACUAUCCUAUGAUGUUUGAACUCACUAAUGGUGCUUCUGAGCGGGUUUCUCAUUGUGGAGUUCUGGAGUUCACUGCAGAUGAAGGAACUAUAUAUAUGCCAUACUGGAUGAUGCAGAAUAUGCUUUUGCAAGAGGGAGACACCGUAAGAGUUAAAUAUUCAUCACUACCAAAGGGAACAUACGUUAAAUUACAACCCCAUACAAAGGACUUCUUUGAUAUCUCCAAUCCAAAAGCUAUCUUAGAGACGACUUUGAGAAAAUUUUCAUGCUUAACGACUGGAGAUACUAUCAUGGUGACAUACAACAACAAAAGGUAUUACUUGGAUAUUAUUGAAACAAAGCCUGCUAAAGCUAUAAGCAUCAUCGAGACAGACUGUGAGGUGGACUUUGCUCCUUCCUUGGAUUACAAAGAUCUUGGAAAGCCUAAUAUUGCAGACGAAACACAAAACAAAGGUAAGUUCAAUCCAUUUUUUGGGACUGCGAGACGCUUGGAUGGAAAACCUAUUCCUGCAGUUUAUUCAUCACGGCAUAAAAACAAACAUGUUCCAAACGUGAAUGCACUGUCUUCCACAACAUCUCCAUCUGGGGGAAAGCUAGUAUUUGGAUCAAACUUUUACCGUACAAAAGAAACAGGAAAGGAAGAGAUGGAGCCAAAACGAGAACCAACCGAGCAAAAGAAACCAAAAUUUCAGCCUUUCAUAGGGAGAAAGUAUUCCCUGAGGAAUUGAGUGAUAUGAAACGAAAGCAUAGAUUGUAAUUUGCUAAGCUGGCCCUGGAUGAAUCGAAUAGAACAACGAACCGAGCAUCGUUGCCUUUGGUAAUCAAAAGUUAAUGAAAAUAAGAGAAUAUUACAAUAAAAGCAAUAAAAAUUAUGUUUUGUUUGA
Vigna angularis (adzuki bean) is the source of this 1241-nucleotide messenger RNA. RefSeq lists its product as uncharacterized. The coding region runs from base 315 to 1085 and encodes 256 amino acids. Lineage: Eukaryota; Viridiplantae; Streptophyta; Magnoliopsida; Fabales; Fabaceae. Gene Ontology annotation, cellular component: VCP-NPL4-UFD1 AAA ATPase complex. The transcript is spliced from 9 exons. Gene Ontology annotation, molecular function: polyubiquitin modification-dependent protein binding. The record is from RefSeq and is a predicted model, not a curated record.